Messenger RNA from Tyto alba (common barn owl), 7664 nucleotides. RefSeq names its product hexose-6-phosphate dehydrogenase/glucose 1-dehydrogenase (gene H6PD). The transcript has 7 exons. The coding region runs from base 1558 to 3930 and encodes 790 amino acids. Gene Ontology annotation, molecular function: 6-phosphogluconolactonase activity; NADP binding; glucose-6-phosphate dehydrogenase activity. Lineage: Eukaryota; Metazoa; Chordata; Aves; Strigiformes; Tytonidae. Gene Ontology annotation, biological process: glucose metabolic process; pentose-phosphate shunt; pentose-phosphate shunt, oxidative branch. Gene Ontology annotation, cellular component: endoplasmic reticulum. The record is from RefSeq and is a predicted model, not a curated record.
GCGGCUUUCUCCCGUGCGUGGCCGGGCAGCCCCGUGCGGCGGCCUUCCCGCUCCGUGGGCGGCCGGGGCCGGCGGGAGGUUUCCGCGGUGCCCGGAGGAGCGAAAGGCAGCGGCCCCGGCCCUGGCCCCGCUUCCCUCCGCGUAACGCCCGUUGUCCUACCAACCCACUCCCCGGCAAACCGCUUCCCCCACGCCCCCGCCGUGCUUCUCGGCACGGCCAGCCGCCCCUGUCACGCGUGUUGGUGCCGCAUACCUGUGUCCGUGGUGAGGGACGGUCACCGAGCCUUUUCUGCAUCCCCAGGGCUCGGGAAGCCGGGAGGAAAUCGCCAGCGGACGAGUCUGGGGAAAGCGGAUGGUGAGAGUGGGGUCUCCGGGCGCAGGCUGGCGGUGACAGCAAGGGCUUCGGAGUCGGAGCCGCUGUGGCUGUGCUGGGCCAGAGCUUGCUUGCUUGUAGGAGUGAGACUGUGUGUCGGUGCGGCACUGGACGGGUAACAAGAAAGGCCAAACAGUAAUUCAGGCAUCUCUCAGCUUGCUUUUACUGUGAGUCUCCACAUUAAGCCUCUGACCUUUCCAGGAGCUCACAGUGAGGUCAUUCCCACUCCAAUGUUUGCAUAUGCAGAAGACCAAUAUGUUUUUCCUGAUUCUCAAGGAAUCUCAGUAACUCUUUCCUUCUUGUGUUGCAUGUGCACAGCCACCUAGGAGCCCCAGGCCACGCUGCAUUUGGCCACUCAUCUGUUAAUUCUUUUUCAGUGGGGAUGCAGCAGUAACAAAAAAGAUCUUUUCCAGUUUUCCCAUACAGCAGGGGAACUUAAAUGACCUCAAGUGAGCUCCUGUCAAACUGGAACUCCAGGGACUGCAAGGGAAUGCACAGUCUUACACAUACUGCUGGGUUAAGCUCUUACAGUGUUUUAUAUAGAUCGGGCCCAGGAGUCUUUUCCAGAAGCCUGACUGAGUAACUUUGUUCUGGCUGGCUGGGGGAUUUUUAGAGUUUUAUUUUUUAAUGUGAACAGUGGUAAUUAUCUGAUAUGAAGGCGGUAAACAAACAUCCCUCAGUUUACUGUGCUUAUUCUGGGCAGUGUAGCACAAUAUUUUGCAAUUGGGAGUGUUGUGAAACUGGUUUUCAGUUGGUUUGGAAAUACAUGUGACUGUGUAGCUGAAUCUGCCAGGAAACUACUUGGCUAAUUCACUAAUUUCCUUGGGUACAUGGAAGAAAAUGACCCACCCAAACCCUUUCCAUUCCACAGUAGGUACCUGCUCUUCAGCUGUGGUCUCUGUACAGCAUGGCAGUAACUGCAGCCUGCCAAGGUGCAACGGGCACUACGUCAAACAUCUGUAGGUUCCUGGAAUAAAGGUUGCUCAAGCAAAUGAAGAGAACAACCUGCCUUUUCUUACUUGCAUUGAUCAGAGAGUCUGCCAUACACUCAGUCACAGGAGAAGAGAGAUCUCCACUUCAGAGAGGCUGUGGAGAAGACAAGUUUCCAGCUACUUUUGCCACUGCGGUUUCUAUAAAGUUCCUGUAUUACUCAGUGAUCUUGGAUCUACCUCUUCUCUCCAAAGAUGCUGAGAAGAGUCCUGUGUACAGUGUUGCUCAUGGGAGCCUUGCCAUCACUGGCUGAAGCAUCCCGGGGCCACAUCUCAGUGGUCUUGCUGGGAGCCACAGGUGAUUUGGCCAAGAAGUAUUUGUGGCAGGGUUUAUUCCAACUCUACAUGGACCAAGUGAGCAGUGGCCACAGCUUCACUUUCCACGGGGCUGCACUGACUGCUCUGGAGCCAGGGCAGAGGCUGAUGUUUGAUGUGCUGAAGAAGCUGGCCUGUCCCCCAGAUGAAUCUCCCGACAGAUGUGCUGUGCUCAAGGACCAAUUCCUGAAGCUGAGCCAAUACCACCAGCUGAAGACUGCCGAAAACUACACUGUGCUGAACAGAGAGAUUGAGAUGCUGCUUCGCCAGGAGGGGCUGAAAGAGGCUGGAAGGAUCUUCUACUUCUCAGUACCACCAUUUGCCUACACAGAGAUUGCCCGCCACAUCAACAGCAGCUGCAGACCACCUCCAGGAGCCUGGUUGCGUGUGGUGCUGGAGAAGCCUUUCGGCCAUGACCUGGAGUCAGCCCAGCAGCUGGCUGCAGAGCUGACAAGCUUCUUCAGGGAAGAGGAGAUGUACCGGGUGGACCACUACCUUGGCAAACAGGCUGUAGCCCAUAUCCUGCCUUUUCGAGAUCAGAACCGACAAUUUCUGGAUCCAAUUUGGAACCGACAUCAUGUGGAAAGAGUGGAGAUUGUCUUGAAAGAGACUGUGGAUGCUAAAGGCCGCACCAGCUUCUAUGAGCAGUAUGGAGUCAUCCGGGACGUGCUGCAGAACCACCUCACAGAGGCCCUGAUGUUCCUGACCAUGGAGCUCCCAGCCAACGUGAGCAGGGCCGAAGAGGUUUUGCAGUGCAAGCUGCAGGCCUUCCAGUCCUUGCGGGGCCUGGAGAGAACCAGUGCUGUGCUGGGUCAGUAUCAGGCAUAUGCCAGCCAAGUACAGGAGGAACUGCAGAAGGCACAAGACUACAUCAGCACAACACCAACCUUUGCAGGUGUGCUGGUUCACAGUGACAACCUGCGUUGGGAAGGGGUCCCUUUCCUCCUCACUUCUGGGAAAGCUCUGGAUGAACGGGUAGGUUACGUCCGUGUUCUCUUCAAGAACCGGGCCUACUGCACUCAGAGCGAGACUCUGAGGGACGCAGGGCACAGCCAAUGUAAGGCCAAGCAGAUCAUCUUCUACAUUGGGCACGGUGCACUCAACACCCCUGCGGUGCUUGUGAGCAGGAACCUUUUCAGGCCUGUCAUGCCAGAAGGCAGUUGGAGAGAAGCAGUGGGUCAGUCAGACCUGCACAUUUUUGGACAACCAUUGUCCGAUUAUUACAUGUACAGCCCUGUGAAAGAGAGAGAUGCAUAUUCUGUCCUCAUCUCCAACAUCUACCAUGGCAGGAAGGACUUUUUCAUUACCACCGAGAACCUGUUGGCCUCUUGGGGGUUCUGGACACCACUGCUGGACAGUAUUUCUCACCAGCCCCUGCGCCUCUACCCUGGGGGUGUGGAGAACCAGCACCUCUUAGACUUUGAAAUGGUGAGUGGGGAAGUGGCAUUCACACUGGCAGAGCCAGUGGAACUGCUGAACCCCAACAGGCUGAUGCCGAAUGAUUACAGGACAAUCCAGUCCAAAUUUCGGCAACAUCCCCUGGUCUCAGCAUGGUCUGAGGACCUGAUCUCCCAGCUGGCUUCUGACAUCGAGAAGACAGCAAGCAGGACUGUGGCACAUUCUGGGCAGUUCCACCUGGCCCUCUCGGGUGGCUCAAGCCCGGUGGUCCUAUUCCAGCGGCUGGCAAGACACCAUUAUGCCUUCCCAUGGAAGCACACCCACAUAUGGCUGGUAGAUGAACGCUGUGUCCCUCUCACUGACACGGAGUCCAACUUCUUCAGCUUGCACAACCACCUCCUCCAGAGUGUCCGGGUGCCCUACUUCAAUGUCCACCCCAUGCCUGUGCACCUGAACCAGCGGCUCUGUGUGGAAGAGGACAGAGGCACGGAGCUGUAUGCCAAGGAGAUCAUGGCACUGGUGGCCAAUGCCAGCUUUGACCUGGUGCUGCUGGGGGUGGGCGCCGAUGGGCACACUGCCUCGCUCUUCCCCCACUCUGAAAAUGGCUUGGAAGGGGCUCAGACGGUGGUGCUGACUGAAAGCCCCGUCAAACCUCACCAAAGGAUGAGCCUUAGCCUACCACUCAUCAACCAGGCCAGGCAGGUGUUUGUUCUGGUUUUGGGGAAGGGUAAGCACGACAUCACCACCCUGCUCAGCAGAGUGGGCCGUGAGCCAAGGAAAUGGCCUGUCUCGGGUGUCAGCCCCAGCUCUGGCCAGCUGGUGUGGUACGUGGAUUAUGAAGCUCUGCUUGGGUGAUGCUUUCACACUGUCCCUCCUCCCUUGUCUGCGUGACCCUUACAGCCUGGAUUUUCCUACACAACAUCCAUGUUUUUCUGUUGCCAGCAGCUGCUUCAUCUCUGACAGACUGCUCUAACCUUCUGGGAAGUCCGUGGCCUGCCGCGCCUCUGACAUUUGAGCCCGGAAAGGAGCUCAGCUCAGUGUUCAGAGCUACGUAGGAGACAAGAGCCCAGUGCAGCAUUUCUGGCUCUGCUAGGGAUUCUGACUGUGACUUUGGACAAAUUACCUCACCUUGAAGUGCCUCGGUUUUCCCUGUCAGGCCUUUGUGGUUAUUAGCAUGUAACUACCUCACAGGCACUACAGGAGACUUGUUAAAUUAAGUACCUGCCAAAUUUUUUUAUUUUUAUUUUUUAAUUCUCAGGUCAGAAGACAGUAAUAAAUGUUCAUCCCCUACUCAGCCUGUCUGCCACAGAGUCGUUGUCUUGGUAAAAUGAUGGUUCUGUGCACAUGGGUCUGUAGUCUUGUAUGUGCAGCCCAUCUUGGUGUCAGUCAGCCACUCAUGAUGGCCAAGCUCUCCUGGAAGUGUAGACGCCCAUUUGCUUUUGUGGCAUGUGGCCCCUAAGUGCUACGCUGAUUUGUGAGCUCACUGCAGUCCUGAGUCUUUGCAAAUUUCCCAGCGGCAGAGGCUGAGUUUAUAAGCAGUAAUUUGCUGCUUUCAUUAAGUGGAUAUCUGAUACCAUGGGGGAUGGAGAAGGAAGACACUUUGCUUUUUAGGCUGUUAGAAUAAUGGGGACAGGGUGAGGAAUAUGGCAGUUCACAGAGCUGUUAUUUGCCUGCAGUGCAAUAAUUAUUGAGGGAGAAGCUUUGUGUUCAGAGUGGUUUGGGUUUAGCUAGCAAAGAAAUGUUUUCUUUAACCUUCUUUCUCUUCCUUUGUCUCAUUCUCUGAAAUGAACUUUUCUCUGUCCUCAGAAUUGAAGCUUGCAGUGUCAUUCGGUGGCUUAUAAAAUUUCUACACGAGGCAGCUUUAUAAACUAUCAAUGUAUCUGUCAUUACAGCACAUGUUAGGGUAGUUAUAAUGUUCACAGAUGGUGGUGGUGGGGUUUGAACUCUGACUUAUAAGGGGAGGGAAUUUUCUCUGCACGUAUAUCUCUUGGGCACAUGGAACUAGCGAAUUGCAUCUCUGUGUUGACAGGACAUUAAGUGGUUAUAGAAAUGCAUAGUUCUGUUGCUCACAGGAAGGGUGGGAGACAUCUAGUCCUAUCUAGAGACCCCACUCUCUCCUCUUCCUAAUUUUCGCCUUCCCAGAAAGCUGCCACGCACAAUGGGUGUGUAUCUGUUUCCAUGAUAGCCCCAAAUGCUCCGUGAUCUUCUCUAAUGCGUAAUUCACCCCAGCACACCAGAGUGCAGCUUUUGGUAAGGAAAUCAAGACAGCACAGGAUGGGAGAAUCUGAGCUGAUGGUCCAUGUGGAGGUUAGAGACAAACCCACUCACCCUGGGGUAGCGCCAGGAUGGGACAGACCCACUGCAGGAAGCUGGAACCACGGAUGCGGUACUGGCUGCCCGCAGGGAGAGUUCUGCAUAGGAGGGGAGGCUGCUUUCAAGGGGAUUUCUCUCUUCUUUCUGUGGAUGCUGGCCCUGUUUCCGCAGAGAAGUAGCAGUGUGAGGGUGACAGGGUAAAGCUGGAGGGGACUGGGGUGCCCCAGGGACCGAGGGCUGGGCAGGGGCCGUGCUGCUGACAGGAGAUGGCGCCCUGACCCUGAGAAGCAGCAGUAAAUUGUGUGCUAGGCUGAGGCUGGGCCAGGCUUGGCUGCCCUUCACAGCCCUGGAGCCUUGCAAGGAAAAACUGCGAUCCACAGGAGCUGGACCUAGGAGUCCGGUGACCUCUUAGGGAGCGGAAAGUCUGCAGUAUAGAGAAGGAAGGAGACUUUGCUUUAGAGAGCUUGGCGAUAGGCAUUGGCUUAAAAUCCCUCCCUGCACAGGGGUAUGCUGAAUCCUAAUGAUGAAGAUGCAAAUCUGGGUACGAAGAGGUGCUACGCUCUGAUAGCACAUGAAGCAAGGUGGGCAGGUCCAUACAGCGUGUGCUCCCAGGUACCUUUCGCCAUAGCGCUUCUCUUAAAGUAGAAAUCAGAAUUGUUGUCCGCUGCUAAUUGCACAGAGGAAAGUGCAGAGUGAGCUCCGGAGAGCCUGUUACUCGUCAGCAGUCCCUAGGCAAACAGAGCCAAGGAGAACAUAACCUGGCAGAAGCUAUGUGUAGAAGGAAAAGGCCAGAUUUUCAGGGACUGGCUGUGAUUUCUGGCAGACACCCUCCCCCACCUUGCAGAUGGUCCAGAAAAGCUGCAUUUUACAUACUGUAUUUGACUAAGCUGAGCUGAGUUGCACUAAUGCGCAUCGCUUGGCUUUAGCAUGGGAAUAGAGAGGAGUUGUGGUGCUGCUUUCUCAAAAGCUCAAACGCAGAAGAGACACAAGUGCCUUAACUGGUCUGGUUUGACAACCAGCAUGGCUGGUUACCCGUCUUUUGUGGGUGUUUGUGAAUAAAUUUGCUCCUGCCUAUUUCAUGGUUACAGGCAGGCGUAACUACCAGCCCAAACACCAAAGGGUGAAAAUGAAUCACAGGGGAAGAGAGUUGCAUAGCAAAGAGGGAGGAAGGUGAGCGCUGCAGGACUUGCUUGUCAAGUGGAUGUGCUGACAGUGGAGUCUGGAAUAAGCACAUACACUUAGGAGUUAACUGGAAUAACUCUUCUGGAAUAAUUCUCUUCGUAGAUGAGUGCUAGCAAACACUGGCUCCAAAAUAUACCACAGUGGCUGAAACAGCUGUGCAGAGGAAGAUGUUUUAGGUCUGGUAUGUCCAUAAAUUCAAACAUAAUUUUUCGCUUUUAAAUAAAAAUAGCCAUGUUAACUUCAUUCCAGUUCUUUUCUAUUUGGUGUGAGGGAACAAGUUUUAAUGAAAAAGUGACCUAUAUGAGAAUAAAUAUAUUGUUAUGAAUGACAGAAUUUAUUACUACUUUACAGAUGACUGUGGCAUUGGUGUUAUUUCUGCACACUUUCCUGUUAAUAUUUGGCUGGCACCUUUUGAAAUAAAUACUGAUUUUAGAGAGGUUUAUUUGCACUUUUAAAUAACGUGUUUUUUUUUCCCAGAGAGUUUCUGUUCUUUCCAGCUGAAAAUAGAGUUCGUUUGUGAGGUUUCUAACUGAUCACCCCAAAAUUCAUCAUUGAUUUUAUUAAAAUCCAGUAGAAGCUUACAUAUAUUUUUCUUGGUGAACAUAACUGUCUGGAUUGUUUGGGGUUUUUUUUUUGGACUCUAUUUUCUUUUUACACAGACAAUUCCUGUUAAAGUCUUCAAUGCUUAGCAUUUGCCAAGUGAAAACCAAAUAUUUUUAAAUGUAUAAAACUUGUGACUGGCAUGAGAGAGACUGCAUAUGGGAGGAAGGGUUAAACAAGUAACAGAUCUUAUGAGGAAGAAUGGUAGAAAUCCACUGGGCUAUAGGCCAAGGAAGCAGUACUAUUUUUAUUUUGUGAAAGCUAAUAAUAGGAGGUGUGCACCUUCUUGAGAGCUUGUAUUAACCUUUCUUUGCAAAAGCAACUCCAUGGAGUAACUUCUUAUAGUCAGUUUCUCCCAUAAGUGAUUACUAAUACCAUUUUUAUUAUUUUUUUAAAUGGCAAAGUGCAUUUCUAGAAUUCAGUGCUAUGAUUAUUUAUGUAUUUUAUAGAAAACUAACACUGUAAGUAAUUCAUUUUUCAUUUCAACUUUUAUA